AUGAGGGUUAGGGCCAGACAGACAAAACACCUGCAGCAGAACCCAAGUUCUGGGACACAGCCCGGAGGAAGCACAAACAAGGAAGUCAGCAGCUGUGUCCCGUGCUGUCCAGACCCCCGCAGCCCAAACAUAAAGGCUGCCCGGGACAGGAGCCUCCAGAACUCACCGCCUUCCUCCCUGAUUCCACUCCAGCCCCACGCCACCAUGUGCCACACCAGCUGCUCCACGGGCUGCCAGUCGGCCUGCUGUGUGCUCAGCCCCUGCCAGAUGUCCUGCUGUGUGCCCAGCUCUUGCCAGCCGGCCUCCUGCACCCCCAGCUCCUGCCAGACGUCCUGCUACGUGCCCGUGAGCUGCAGGCCCGCCGUGUCCGUGAGCUGCAAGCCCGCCCUGUACGUCGUCCCCUCCUGCCAGUCCUCUGUGUGUGUGCCCGUGAGCUGCAAGCCCCUCGUGUUCAUGGCCUCCUCCUGCCAGUCCUCCGGGGGCUGCUAG
Molecule: messenger RNA, 489 nt
Organism: Neogale vison (American mink)
Lineage: Eukaryota; Metazoa; Chordata; Mammalia; Carnivora; Mustelidae
Product: keratin-associated protein 12-2-like
Exons: 1
Coding region: 1-489 (162 amino acids)
Source: RefSeq, a predicted model, not a curated record